Molecule: messenger RNA, 1247 nt
Organism: Oreochromis aureus
Lineage: Eukaryota; Metazoa; Chordata; Actinopteri; Cichliformes; Cichlidae
Gene: guk1b
Product: guanylate kinase 1b
Exons: 8
Coding region: 74-667 (197 amino acids)
Biological process (GO): purine nucleotide metabolic process
Cellular component (GO): cytosol
Molecular function (GO): GMP kinase activity
Source: RefSeq, a predicted model, not a curated record
CUGCAGAAUCAUCUGUUACUCCACGUCCCUCCAACACAGACGACACACACAGAGACGCUCUGACAAAAGAACGAUGUCGGGACCGAGGCCCGUGGUGCUGAGUGGCCCCUCUGGAGCAGGGAAGAGCACUCUGUUGAAGAGGCUGAUGAAAGAGCACGAAGGAGUCUUUGGAUUCAGCGUCUCACACACAACGAGGAACCCUCGACCAGGAGAGGAAGACGGCAAAGACUAUCAUUUCACAACGAGAGAGGCCAUGCAGGAGGGUAUCGACAAAGGAGAGUUCAUUGAGCACGCGGAGUUUUCUGGCAACAUGUAUGGAACAAGUAAGGCUUCUGUGGAAGACGUGCGAGCCAAAAACCUGAUCUGCAUCCUGGACGUGGAUAUCCAGGGGGUGAAGCGGAUUAAAGAGACCGACCUGAACCCCAUCUACAUCUCCAUCCAGCCUCCAUCUAUGGAAGUUUUGGAAGAACGUCUGAGGGACAGGCAGACGGAAACAGAGGAGAGUUUACAGAAACGUCUGGAAGCGGCACGCGCCGACAUGGAGCUCAGUAAGGAGCCCGGAGUGUUUGAUGUUGUGAUCAUCAACGAUGACUUAGAAAAGGCCUACGAGGAGUUAAAAGAAAUCCUGGAUGAAGAAAUUAAAAAAGUUCAGGAGGCCAAAUCAUAAUAAGGAAAUAAUAAGGCAGUCUUUCAGCAGGUGGACAGGAACACUCUGAUGUGUCUUUGACUGGAAUAGCUCCAUCUUCACUGGAACACGUGUGAAAAAAGGAAAGCUCUUCCUUACGCUCAGGUUUGCUCAGUGCAGUUCAAACACAGAUGGAAACGAAGAGCUCUGGACUGACGUGUGUCACAUGUCCUUUGUGUUAGAUUUAGUAAAAGCCGUGGCUGAUAUUUAGGUGUGUAGUUCUACUUCAUAGAUUUCUGCCAUUUGGCUCAGCAGGUACGAAUAAAGACAGCAGCUGGAGACAAACGCCAAACCCGGUGCUACAUUUGGUCGUCACAGGCUGGCACAGAUCUACUUUAGCUCCACAUCUAGAAAGUGUUCAGCGAUACUAUCUUUAAUUUGUCUCCUGAACUAGAAAUAAAUUUACUCUUAGUCGAGUAUAUUUUCAGGAUGGACUCAUGCACAUGAACUACAGAGCAUCUGAAAAUCACUGUUUGUGGUAGAUUUAAUCUAAAAUGUGUCUUAGAGCUGAAAUGUAUGUGUGUUGUACUCAAACGAGACAGAAUAAAGAGUUUUAGGACAA